Molecule: messenger RNA, 2124 nt
Organism: Anopheles bellator
Lineage: Eukaryota; Metazoa; Arthropoda; Insecta; Diptera; Culicidae
Product: alkaline phosphatase 4-like
Exons: 3
Coding region: 250-2001 (583 amino acids)
Biological process (GO): dephosphorylation
Molecular function (GO): alkaline phosphatase activity
Source: RefSeq, a predicted model, not a curated record
CGCCGGCGCUGACGAUCAGGGCAGGGAGAGACUACGAAAGUGUGGUGUCCGGUCCCAGGUAGUAGUGAAAACGGUUCCAGUGCCAGAGUGUGAUUCCCAAAAUUCACGAUCCCGCGAUGACCACGAUGGCUUACUAGUGUACUACCUCGCACGGUACCUCGCAAGUUCACCAGAACCCGAUCAGGGAUUGUGACCAUCGGUUCGCACCGAGCGCGCCCGCUGUUCCUUAGCCGUUAGCCUACAUUCCCGAUGGCGGCCAACGGAAGGUUCGCACCACCCGGCCGGUGCCAGUUAUUGCUGCUAAGUGGCCUAUUGUUCGCCGUAAUCUGUGAUAUUGAUCGUGUGCGGGGAGCUUCCGUCUACAGAUCGCCUAAUCUCGACGAUGCCCGCCACUGGCGGCGACAGGCGGAAACCUACCUCAAGCAGGUACUGUCCUACGACGAGAAUCGCCGAAUGAUGCCAUCGAGCGCCAAGAACGUGAUCAUCUUCGUCGGUGACGGCAUGGGCGUCGCGUCACUGUCCACCGGGCGCAUCUUCAAGGGGCAACGGGCGGGCCGGUCGGGUGAGGAGGAGCAGCUCAGCUUCGACACCUUCCCCAACACGGGGCUCUCGAAGACGUACAACACGGACCGGCAGGUACCGGACUCGGCCGGUACGGCCACCGCGAUGUUUAGCGGCGUCAAAACGCGGUACGGAGUGGUCGGCGUCGACUACACCAUCACCGAGACAAACCUGGAGGCCGCGAAAGUGUCCUCGUUCAUGGAGUGGGCCCAGGCGGAGGGCAAGCGGACCGGGGUGGUGACGACGACGCGCAUAACGCACGCCACGCCGGCCGCCUGCUACGCGCACACGAUCAACCGGAACUACGAGUGUGGCGCCAAGGUGCCGGUGAACCUGAAGACGCGCCUCAAGGACAUCGCCCGCCAGCUGGUGGAAGACGCACCGGGGCGCCACAUGAACGUGCUGCUGGGCGGCGGGCGCAACUGUUUCGGGGCCCCCGUCCCGACGCACCUCAAGUCGGAGCACCGCUUCCAGGGCGCCAUGGAGAAGACGUGCCUCCGGAACGAUGGCCGCAACCUGGUGGACGAGUGGCGCCGGCUAAAGAACGGCACCCGGGCCGAGUACGCUUGGAAGACGUCCGACCUGAGGGCGGUCGAUCUGGAUCGGGUCGACCAUCUGCUGGGCCUGUUCGCCGACGAUCACAUGAGCUACGACACGGUGCGGAACCGAGCGGAGGAUGGCGAACCGUCGCUCAGUGAGAUGACCGCCGCAGCCAUCCGCGUCCUGCGACGCCCGGACAGUGCCGGGUUUGUGCUGAUGGUCGAGGGCGGACGCAUAGACCAUGCACACCACCAGAACCACGCUCACCUGGCGCUGGCCGAGGUGGUCGAGCUGGACCGGGCCGUCGAGACGGCGCUCAAGAUGGUCGACCUGGACGAUACGCUCGUCCUGGUGACGGCGGACCACUCGCAUGCGAUGACCUUCAACGGGUACCCGGACCGGGGAAACGACAUUUUGGGUUUCGGUAAUCGGCCGAACGCCACACCGUACGAAACCAUAACCUACGCCAACGGGCCCGGCUUCCUGCAGCAUCGCUGGAACGACACGCUGCUGUCGGCGGAAUCGGCCCCGCCCGACUGGGGUACCUGGGUGAAGGUGGGCCAGCUGAAUCGCUCCGAGAUCACCUACCGGCAUCUGGCCGCGUUCCCGCUGGGUGACGAGACGCACGGCGGCGAGGAUGUGGCCGUGUUUGCGGCGGGCCCCGGGGCCAGCCUCGUUCGCGGGACGUUCGAGCAGAGCUACAUCGCGUACGUCAUGAGCUUCGCCGGCUGCAUGGGUCCGGCCAAGCGGCUGAACGUGGCCUGCGACGGUGACUUCCGGGCCGAGGGCACCAAAACUUCGGCCGCGAGUCGAAGCGCCGAAGACCAGGUCCGGACCACCAUCAGUAUUGCGCUAGUCACCCUUUACGCCACCGUCGGCCGGUUCGGGGCCCGGUUGUGAAUGUUGUUUAAACGACCCGUGUACAGUUUUGUAAAGUAACGUUACCGUGAAAAUGUGUAAAGUUUACUGUUAUUCAAGUUGUUGGUUAUGAGUUAAGUGUGCGAGGCGAAUGAAGGCGAAUGA